UUUCGCGGGAGUUCACCACGCUCUAGUCCCUAAUCUCCAGUGUGUUUACUCAUAUCGUCGCACACUCUGUGUAGAUUGUUGUGCAGAGCGUGUACAUGCACGCAUACGCAUGCACGCGCAUGACCGCGAGCUGGCCGAGACCGCUGAAAUAUAUUAGAAGAGACCGAUACACAGAUGGAUGUUUGUUUGGUUGUUGAAGUGGAAUCUGCCAGUGUAGGUUCUGUUGAUCAAGUAAAUGAGACGCAAAAUACACAAAGUUCUUCCAGCCUGGACUUGUCCGAUCUCAGGGAAGAGGAGGACUGUGAGAAACGAACACAUGAAAGACAGGAGGAGGGCAAAGUAUUAGAGACUGAUAAGAAAGACCAUCAGAUUAGCCAUGAAGAAGGUGAAGAAGAAAAAAAGCCUAAAAAUGAGUUAAAGGAGGAGGAAAUGGCAUCAGCGCAUGAAAACUGUGGGCAAGAACGGAAUGAGCAUGAGGUUGCUGAGGAGAAACUGGAGAUAGAACUGGUAACUUUUGAUCUAAGCCUCCAGCUAGACCCUGAUGGAGGUGUGAAUAAGGAGAGCGCUGAGGAUGAGCACAUUAAAGUGGAACAGGAAGACAAAACGCUAUGUGGCAAUAUAAAAGACAACAUGAAGAUUGAAGAAAAAGAGGUAGAUGAGGAAAAUAUGGAAGAGAUUGAGUAUCUGGUGGUGGAGGAAUCCCCGGAGGUAAUAAUAGACAACAUAAACGAAAUGGAGCAUGAGAGUUCAGGGCAAUACGAGGAGCCGCAAGUCUUCGGGGUAAAAGAAGAAGACAAACAGGGUGGUUUUGUUGGGACAGUUAUGCUUGAAGUGGAGAACAUACAGGACGUCAGCUCAGCUGGAUCAGCAACGGGUGUGGGUAAAACAGAGGAGAAGAUGGAGGUAGAUGAUCCAAAUGAUGCAGGGCCUAUUGUGAACGUAGUUUCACUUCUGGCCAAAGCAGAAAGCCGAUUUGAUGAGGGAUCAAGUUCUGACUCAUCUGAAGGUUUGAAUAAAACUGAAAACCAUACAAAUCAGAGUUGGGAGAAGGAGCCGCCAGCAUACACACAGCCAGAGCAUUCUGUUCAUCCUGAAAUAAAAGCUGAGAAAAGGUUCGAGCCCGCCACUUCUAGCUCUCCACUUGUGAAGAUAAAGGAUGAACCAAUAGACGAGGAGUAUGAGAAAGCUCUCGAUCCUCAGGCUCCAGCUGGAAAGAUAAAAGAUGAACCAGACACAUCUGAAGAUUUUGGCCAGAAGGCAUCAGAGCAAAUCAAGAUCAGUGCUGUGUUCUCCGUUGGUGAAAGCUCUACUGCUUUAGGAUCUCCAGCUGUGGCCCCCGCUGCCACUGUGGCCCCCGCUGCCACUGUGGCCCCCGCUGCCACUGUGGCCCCCGCUGCCACUGUGGCCCCCGCUGCCACUGUGGCAUCCAGCACCUCAGCGCCUCUUCUGACGCUCUCUGGCAGCUCCCUGUAUGUGGUUUGUUCAGGCUGUAAAAAGAUUCUGCUUAAAGGCCAGACAGCGUUCCAGCGUAAAGGCAGCUCUCAACUCUACUGUUCACCACGUUGCCUCUGCAGCAGCACGUUUGCUGACUGUGUGCCCCUGCCUAUCACUAAAAAGACUUGUCAUUACUGCCUCAAGGUAAUUCCCAACCCUAAGGAUAUCAUCCUUGCCCCAGUGGAUUCCACAAAGGCAGUUAAGGAAUUCUGCAGUCAGAAAUGUCUCAGCACCUUUAACUCCAAGAGGGAGAGUGCAACUUCUUCACUUACCACAAAAUGCGACAUGUGUCAAAAAGCAUGCACUAUCCGCCAUGAGGUGAACUUCAUGGGCAACAUCCAGAAGCUAUGCGGUGACGCUUGCUUUCAAAAAUUCCGUUCUUCCAAAAAGCUCAGUCUGAACUGCUGUAUAACCUGCGGGAGUUACUGCUACAGCGAUGGCAAGAGUCCGUCUUUGUUAGUCGACGGCACCGUUAAGAAUUUUUGCAGCCACAGAUGUGUCUCCCCCUUCAAAAAGACAUACACGAAGACUGUGCCUUGUCUGAUGUGCAAAGUGUAUCGAACCAUAACAGAAAUGGUGCAAAACGUCAGUUCAAAUGGUAACAUAGAGCUGUUCUGCUCCACUGGAUGUGUGACCGCUCACAAAAUGCAGAUAGUCAGCUUAUCAGGUUCCUCACUUGAAUGCAACCACUGUAAGAAGGUUGUAGUGCCUCAGUAUCACCUCGCCAUGUCCGAUGGUACCAUCCGCAACUUCUGCUGCCUCACCUGUGUCAUAUCAUUUCAGGAUUCCUUCAACAAGACACAUACUCAGAGCAACCAGCUGAACGUCGCCCCUUCUUUAAACACCACUCAGUCAAAGCCUGCCCCUAUAGUGCUGUCUGAAUCCGCAGAGUGUAACUCACCCGGCUUACCCCAGUCCCCUUCAGUCACCCAACUGGCCUGUGCACAGUGUCCGCGUUUAUUCAAGUCCAAGCCUGAGCUGCUGGAAUUUAAGGGAAAGAUGUACGUGUUCUGUGGUAAGACUUGCACCGAUGAGUUCAGGAGGACCCACUACAUCAUGGCCCAGUGUGUGUACUGCAAAAUCGAAAAGGUGGUGAAGGAGGUGAAGAGGAUUAACUACCUGGACUGCUCGUUCUGUAGUGAAGGGUGCAAACUUCUCUACAAGCACGACCUUUCCAAACGCUGGGGGAAAAGGCACUGUCGCAACUGCCUGUACUGCAGUAGCACCUCUCAGACUUUAACCACCAGCAUUUUCUCUGGUAAACAGGAGGAGUUCUGUGGCAACGAAUGUCUUUCCCAGUACACACUGCUAUUCUGUGAGGUGGCCAAAUGCAGCAUGUGCAAGCGUGCCAGGAAGAUGACCGAGACGGUAAAAUGGCUGAAAGAAAUGAAGCACUUCUGUAAUCUGCAGUGUCUCAUUAAUUUUUGUAGCCAACAAGCAUGCACAGCUUCUCCUGUAACUAGUGCAAAAUCUGCUCUCACACAAGUGCCGGUCUCCAUAGCACCUGCAACCCAUACCACCGUCUCCAUAGCACCUGCAACCCAUACCACCGUCUCCAUAGCACCUGCAACCCACACCACCGUCUCCGUAGCACCUGCAACCCACACCACCGUCUCCGUGGCACCUGCAACCCAUACCACCGUCUCCGUGGCACCUGCAACCCAUACCACCGUCUCCAAAGCACCUGCAACCCAUACCACCGUCUCCAGCGUACCAACUCUCCCAUCAAUGGCUCCAAAAGAUUCCACGCCUGUUAUCGCCAAUGUUAUAUCGCUGUCCAAUUCACUACCCAGUGCCACCAAUGGACAGCCUAGUGUCCCGGGAAGUUCAGCAUUAAAAGGAACCGUCCCUAAUGUUGUGAAGGUGUUAGGACACGUAAGCACACAGACGGAUGCUGUGAAGCCACCCCCUGCUGCUCCUACGAGAAUUUUGAAGAACAAGGCUUUGCUCUGCAAGCCUAUGAAUGUGAACAAGGGCACGUCCUGCAAACCCAACACUUCUGAUGCGAACACGCAAACAGAUGAAACCCCACCUAAAGUAAUAGUGCUACCCUUACCAGUGCCAGUGUUUUUUCCUGUGCCUAUGCACCUCUACACGCAGUACUCACCGUACCCUGUCGGACUUCCAUUUCCGGUGCCAGUGCCCAUGUUUCUGCCCACUACUCUGGAUAGCGCUGAACGAAUAGUGGAAACGAUUCAGACGAUCAGAGAGAGAAUCCCAGACAAUCCGCUGGAGGCUGACCUUAUCAUGAUGGCAGAGAUGGUGGCCCAGGACAGUGAGAAGGACAAAGCUGUCUCCCAAGGAGACCAGGAUGAAAAUUUUAUCGAAGAUUUCGAUUUAGAAGUCCUGUCCGGCCACAUAAGCUGGGAGGACGACAGCCUCUCGAGUGGCUCCCGGUGGACACGGAGCUCAGAAUCUGAAAAAAUGCCUCCAUCCAAACAGGCACAGUCUCCCAGCCUAACGCCACAAGAGUCACAAACGGACCUGGAGGCAGAUUUUCCACUCGAGAACUUGAAGCAUUUGGAAUGUCGCACAGACGAAAACAAGACAGUGACCACCAGUACCAGGCCGAAAACACGCAAAAGGAGUCGUGAAUGUUACUCUCAGAAAAAACGAGCCCACAAACGUACAGAAGCUCCUCAGACACCAGCAGCCGAUGUUUUGCACCCGACCAGAGUGUACACUGAAUACGGCAUUCAGGCAUGGAAGAGCUGGGUACGCUGGAGGGAAAAGCAGCCUAAUAUGGAGAUGCCUAAAUUUGGCUCACGAAACAUUACAAUAAAGGAGGACCUGUUACAGUGCAGCACGGCUGAGCUCAGUUACGGCUUGUGCAAGUUUAUCAGUGAAGUUCGGCGCCCUAAUGGAGAAAUCUACGGUCCAGACAGCAUCUAUUACCUCUGCUUAGGCAUUCAGCAGCACCUUUUUGAAAAUAACAGAAUGGAGAACAUUUUUGCUGACUCGUUUUACACUAAAUUUAGUCAGACCAUGUGCAGUUUACUGAAAGACUGGAAACCUACUAUACUUCCCAGUGGCUACGUGCACUCUCGAGUUAAAGAAGAGUAUCUAUGGGAGUGUAAGCAGUUGGGUGCGUUCUCCCCGAGCGUGCUCCUCAAUACUCUAAUUUUCUUCUGCACCAAGUUUUUCAACUUUAAGACCGUAGCACAGCACCAGCGCCUUUCCUUCGCCCACAUCAUGCGCUGCACUCGUGCACACAGCAACGGGAGUAAGAUCACUUGUCUUCGGUUUUACCCCCCCGUGCACAAAGAAAUUAAAAGCACAGCGGAUGAAGAUCUAGAUGGUGUCCCUGCGAAAAGGCAAAAAGAAGAAGAAGGGGAGGAAGGCGUGGUGCUGGAGAUGCUGGAGAAUCCGGAGAACCCUCUCCGGUGUCCUGUUAGACUCUAUGAGUUCUAUCUCUCCAAAUGCUCAAGCACUGUAAAACAGCGCACGUCUGUGUUUUACCUGCGUCCCGAGCGCUCAUGUGUCUCCAACAGCCCCUUGUGGUUCUCGCACAUGUCUCUGGAUGACGAGGAGCUGGAGCGUAUGCUCACUCGCAUCCUGACCAUUCGAGAGAUCUACCUGGAGAGAGAAAAAUCUGCUGACACAUCUGAAGCAGAGAACCCAACUGAUUUAGAAUGAUAUAACAGUAUACUUUUAUAGACAAAUGGCUUUAAA
This is a messenger RNA of Clarias gariepinus (North African catfish), 5166 nucleotides long. It is a transcript of the gene zmym4.1, whose product is annotated as zinc finger MYM-type containing 4, tandem duplicate 1. Bases 175 to 5130 code for a protein of 1651 amino acids. NCBI's taxonomy places the organism in Eukaryota, Metazoa, Chordata, Actinopteri, Siluriformes, Clariidae. The record is from RefSeq and is a predicted model, not a curated record. The transcript is spliced from 28 exons. Gene Ontology annotation, molecular function: zinc ion binding.